AUGGCUUCCCUCAAAGGUCCUGGCGCUGCCCAGAAGCACGAUGGCUCCGGUCUUCGAGUGGCCAUCGUCCAUGCUCGAUGGAACACCACCAUGAUUGAAGCCCUGGUCAGCGGUGCAAAGAAGACAUUGCUCGCCUCGGGUGUGAAAGAGGAGAACAUCGUCCUUGAGUCGGUUCCUGGAUCCUACGAGCUACCCUUGGCGGUGCAGAGAAUAUACGCUGCCUCUCAGAUACAAAGUGCGACAAGCACAGUGGCAGGUGGAGUGGGCAGUUUGGCCAGUGGCAUUGGUGACUUGCUUGGUGGAAGUAACUCUACCACAGAUCUACAGGGGAGCUUACAGCCAGCGGCACCAAAGGAAGAACCAAAGGGUUUGAGACAUGCUUUUGAUGCCAUCAUCGCCGUUGGAGUCCUCAUCAAAGGGGAGAGCAUGCAUUUUGAAUAUAUUGCUGAUGCUGUCAGCCAUGGUUUGAUGAAGGUUCAGCUGGACACUGGUGUACCUGUCAUCUUUGGACUUUUGACCAUUCUCAAUGAAGGUCAGGGCUUGGCUAGAGCAGGUCUCGAAGGUGGUACGGGUAAGGAAGCCAAGGGACACAAUCACGGUGAAGACUGGGGUAAUGCUGCGGUCGAGUUGGGUGUCAAGCGGAGAGCUUGGUCGGAAGGGAAAAUUGCAGAAAUCUGA
Molecule: messenger RNA, 678 nt
Organism: Exophiala bonariae
Lineage: Eukaryota; Fungi; Ascomycota; Eurotiomycetes; Chaetothyriales; Herpotrichiellaceae
Exons: 1
Coding region: 1-678 (225 amino acids)
Biological process (GO): riboflavin biosynthetic process
Cellular component (GO): mitochondrial intermembrane space; intracellular anatomical structure; riboflavin synthase complex
Molecular function (GO): 6,7-dimethyl-8-ribityllumazine synthase activity
Source: RefSeq, a predicted model, not a curated record